This is a messenger RNA of Monosiga brevicollis MX1, 7609 nucleotides long. RefSeq lists its product as uncharacterized. The coding region runs from base 50 to 7609 and encodes 2519 amino acids. NCBI's taxonomy places the organism in Eukaryota, Choanoflagellata, Craspedida, Salpingoecidae. The record is from RefSeq and is a predicted model, not a curated record. The transcript has 34 exons. Gene Ontology annotation, biological process: attachment of GPI anchor to protein. Gene Ontology annotation, molecular function: nucleic acid binding; ATP binding; protein binding. Gene Ontology annotation, cellular component: nucleus; GPI-anchor transamidase complex.
GCAGGGGCAGAGAGGAGCGGGACGAGGAGAUUGUGGUCGACCUUGAACCAUGUUUAACGUGCGGCGGUAUUUGGGCGAUCAGGAAGAGGUGGGGGAUGCUGAUGGCACUGCCAAUGGUAGCCCGGCAGCGGUGGUGGGGGCGAACCUCGUGGAGGAGGAGGCUGACAAUGAGGCCGCGGAGGGCAAUGAGCAGAAGGAGGACGUGACGGACGAGCAAGAGAACGAGGAUGCCUGGUCGCCGAUGCAGGAGGAAAGUAGUGAUGAGGAGACGGGAGGGGCUGAAAACGAACCGAGUAUCUCGGGUUUGAGUGCAGAGGAUCGCUUUCGGCAACGCCUCGAGGCCAAGCGACAGGCUGCCCAGAGUCAGGUCGCCAGCAAUACCGAGGAACAGGACAACGAGUUGGCGAAUCUUCACGACGAUGAUGGCCCCGUGCUUGCCGUUCCCCUCGAAGCCCCAGCAGACAAGCGUGUACGCAGCACGCGCGUGCGUCAGACACUGCCAGCUUGGCUGGCGCAUCCACAGCAGCUUCGAGCUGGCUUUGCUGAGGGCCAAGAGCUGCAACCGGUUGAUACCUCAGCAUUGCACCCCGAGUUGCAGCGUGCCAUGCAACGUCGUGAUAUGAAAACGCUGUUUCCCUUGCAGCGCGCAAUGGUACCGCGCCUCAUAGCUUCUUGGAACGCUGCCGGCCACCCGGGUGACUUUUGCGUGUGUGCACCCACGGGUAGCGGCAAAACGCUGUGUUAUCUCUUGCCCAUUCUCCAUCUGCUGGCGGAACGCGUAACCCCGCGCAUUCGCGCCCUUAUCGUUCUCCCCACCCGCCAGCUUGCUCUGCAAGUGGUGCGGGUGGCUCGGGAUCUUCUUGGUGCCUCCCAGCUGUGUGCUGGGCGCGAGCCGCUGCGUGUGGCUGCACUCACCGGUCAAACUUCGCUUUCACAAGAACAGAAACUGCUGCAAGAGCAGAGCAUUGACAUUGUGGUCGCUACACCAGGUCGCUUAGUCGACCACCUCCACCAAACCGGUAAAGAGAUGGGGGCUUUGGGCGCUUGUUUCCAACCCAUUCUUUUGACGCAAUCUUAUCAAUCGUGGCUGGAAGCGCUGCGCAAGGCACUUUACCGAGGCCGUGAAAGUAGUGAUCCAAUGAACAUGACAUUGACUCGGUUUCACGCCGAGGGAACGCGUUUGCAACAGCUUCUCUUCUCUGCCACCCUCACUCGGGAUCCCGAGAAACUUGAACCUUUGCGGCUGGCUUUUCCGACGAUGGUCAUUGCUAGCUCUGCCCAUCAGGAUGAUGCAAAUGGCAAGAGCACCAUUCCACGCUCGAUCGACGAGUACACGGUGUCUUGCACUGCCACAGAGCGACCCUUGGUGCUGCUAUCUCUCUUGAUUGGCUUUCAAAUGCAACGCGUUUUGAUCUUCGUGUCAGCUCUGAACACGGCCAAGCGCGUGACGGCUUUGCUGCAGUACUUUGAUGAGUUGUCCGUCGCAGAGGUCUCAUCCAGUCAAUCUCAACAAGAGAACACCCGGGCGCUGAAGCAGUUUGCGGCUGGCGAGCUGAGCGUGCUGGUGUGCUCAGACAACAUGGCACGCGGUAUUGAUAUCAAAAAUGUGGAAACCGUCAUCAGUUAUGAUGCCCCGGCUUUUCCGAAAACAUACAUCCAUCGCGUGGGUCGUGUCGGUCGCGCUGGCGCCCAUGGUGAGGCAUACACUCUAGUCUUGCCUCAGCAGCUCUCAGCAGCCUUGGAGCCUGGUAUCGAGGUUGAGGAGCGCUGGCGGGCACUUCGCGCCUACGUGGGUGCACUGAGCUGCAGUAGCUUGAGUCACCCUUCCUCUUUGAACCUGCCCCACCUCUUUCAGCGGACUGGUCUUGAGCUCUUGCAUGCCGAGGGCGUGCCAAGCGCACGCCGUUUGACUUAUCGCACAGUCCUGCGGCCUGACGACUUGGCUUGCACCGAGAACUUGGUACAACUUCUGGCGCUGUUCCCAUAUGACAACGGCAGUCUGACUGAGUGGCUAGCCUCGGAUCUUCGCCACAACUCAGACUAUCACGGCACCAAAUUGGCUGUCCAAUAUGAUGACGAGUGCCAGUGCUACCAGAUCACACUAACUGCCACCAAACUCAAGGCCCCAAAUGGUGCCGCCAAACCCGUGCAGUCUUGGGCAACCGCGCUCGGCAUGGUCCCAAAGUCCAGAUGGACCAAAUCUUUUGCGCUGGAUCUGGUAGCCACGGACUCCACCGUCAUGCUCUCUGCCCCACAUGGCGCGUGUCAUUCGCUCCCUUGCCGCGUGUCCGAGGCCACGCCUCUGGCGACCAAUCUUUCUUGGCAACAGGUGGACGGUGCACGUUUGCCAUCGCCGGUGCUUGAUGUAUAUCGACAGGCCAUCACGCAAGGUCAAGAACGAGCACAUCUUAUUACCACGAUCAUCAAUCGAGCCGACGAGUCGGUGCGAUUGCUUGUUCAGGAAGCCAUACCUUGGCAGUUGAAUGUCUAUGCGCACACACGACGCCUUGUGCUUGAUAAUGACACGCAUUGGACAACUGAACGAGAGACAUUCGAGGCAGCCGUGCCGCAUGUGGCACCGGCGUUGUGGGCGGGCGUGAUUGAGAUUCCAGCUCGCACGACGCUGACAAUGAGUGUGGGGCUGCAGCAAACAUUUUUGCGCAACGACGACUACCCGCGCGACCCGUUCAAGGGGAUCACAAUUCCAGCUGGCGCUGUGCUGCACAUUUUCACCAAUAACUCGCUUGACCUGAGUCGCCAGGAGCUCGCGGCGGUGACACACUAUACCACUUUAUGCUCAUGCUUCUCUCAUUCUUUUGUCUCUCCUUUCUCCCUCUGUCUCUCUGUCUCUCCUUCCUAUCUGUCUCUAUCUCUGUUCUCUGUCUCUCAUUUCUCUCUGUCUCUGUCUGCCUCCUCUCUCUGUCUCUCUCUAUCUCUGUCUCUCCUCUGUCUCCUCUAUCUCUCUGUCUUUCUGUCUCUCUCUCUCGUCUCUCUCAAUCUCUCUCUCGCACUUUUCCAUCUCUCUCACCUCUCUCUCAUAUUUUUCUUUUCUGUGGGAAGCCCCAAGCCUCAUGAGGAGGCAGAUGCUGACACACCCGGAUCGCAACCGGUUGUGGAACCUUCAGUAGUUGUGGGUGAACCUGCAGCCAAGAGAAGCAAACCCGCCAAUUCACCCGAAGUGACCACCCCUCAGGCCGCAAACGCCUCGCAGCCUGCUUUCCAAAGCACCGCUGAAAAUGAGCAAGACCAAACAAACACGCACACGUCCGUGCAGGAAGCACCGACCGUUGAUACUCCACGUCAAGCGGAAGAAGCUGCACCUCCCAGUCCAACGGGUGAAUGUGGUGCUCAACAUGAGCUGAAGCAAGAGGCACAAGCUGAUGCUAUUUUUGGCGAGACGCUUCCGUUGCUCGACUUUCUCAACUCUAUGCAAGAAGAGCUUGGUCUCGAGAACCGCGUACACCUCGAUGACCUUGCCACGUUCCUCUUUGACUCGGAUACUAAAGCGUGGCGCAUCUUGGUGGCCAUCUUUGUGCCCAUCCUCAAACUCAUCUUGCGCAAUGACAAGGCCAAUAAACUCACCACAGCCGGUGUGCUUGAUCUCUACCCUCAGGUAGAGAGCACCAUGUGGUUGCACGAGCUGACGCUGGACGAAUCUUCUCUCCAGGGCAUCCUAUGCCAUUAUGUGCUCAGUCAUCCCGAUUUUGUCAUCGAGUUCCCGCGACUCUUCAACUCGCUGAGCACCACUGAACUUGUUGCCCUUGAUUCGCUCUCCAAGCUACGCUUGUUAGUGUUUUUACAAGAGCAGGCUCUAGACACGACUGAAAUCCGUGAAAGUAUCGCGGCCUACCUUGAUGAGGCCGAAGCCUGCCAGCAGCAAAUAGAAGAGGUCUCAACACGCCGAACCCGCGAAACAAAUACUUGCUUAGAAUUGUACGCGUCCAUUCAACUGCAUGAAAACGAAGAGGAUCGCAUUCUUCACAUCCCUUUCCUGGAGCUGCCCACACGCCGGGAAUUGCCUGCUUACUACAACACCAUCAAAAAGCCCAUGGACAUGGUGACCAUCUACAAGCGGAUCUGUUCAGACGAGUACACUUCGUUUGAGAGUUGUGCCGCCGAUGUCAGCUUGAUGUGGAGCAAUGCUUUGCACUUUAAUGCCGCAGACUCAUUGCUGGCCCAGGACGCACAAACUUUGCAAGCUAUGACUACUGUGAAAAUGGCGGCUCUUGAAGAACGCAUUCAGUCUGAUUUUGCUCAGCUUGACGCAGAGCAAGCAGCAAUCAAGCAGUCAGAGAUUUGCGCACCCGAUGACCCUGAAAAAGUCUUGGCUGAUGCUUGCGCCCAGCCAUCGGUAGCCUUGACAGAUUUGGUGAAGCGUCGCCUGCAGGAGGCGUAUGCGCUGCACCUCAAUGCCCUAUAUCGUGACUUUGCGGCCUCUGCUAUCGGCACGCGCGGCGAUGUCUUGGGCCGAGAUCGCCUCGGAAACCUUUAUCGCUUGUGUGAAAGCUUGCCUGGCGUCGUGGUCGAGCGAUACGACGGCAACCCCGACAUUCUGCGCCCUACCUUGCAUCAACUGAAAGAGCGCCAGCCCUUUCUGCCCGGGAUUCGUGGCAUGGCUCUUUGGAAGAUCUUUGAGGCGAGCGCUGACAACUCGGACAAUGAUCACUCAGAAUCCACUUCGGAGGGUGAGGACGAGGACGAGGAAUACGUCGAUGAAAUCACUGACUAUGGGAAGCUGGAGGACGAAGAUGAAGAAGACUAUGACCUGUAUGAUUCCUUGUCCAGCAACGACAGCCGGCUCGUGUCGCGACGUCAGCUACAUCUUGAUGGUCUGCAGUUUUUGCGUGACAAGGACGAGGAGGCCAGUCAGGGUGCAGGUAGUGCCGGUGGUCGUGGACGCUCGCGUGGGCGGGGCCGAGGUCGGGGCCGAAAUCGUACACACAACCGCAAUCAGGAUUCAGAGCACGAUGAAGAACCAGCGCUUCCGCCUGGUCUCCAGGAUGUUCAAGCCUGGCAACAAAACCGGGAUGCUCCUGCUCCAAUCGUUUAUGAUGCCGAUUUCCAGCCAGAGGUUUUGGAGGCGAGCCCCAUCCCAGGGAAUGUCUUACGCUACAAAUGGUCAUAUAUCGAGUCAGAAAGCAAGCUGCAACAGCUCAUCGACUCGCUUGACCCUCGCUGUGCAGACGAGGCCCGCCUUCGCCGUGUGUUGCAAGACCGACAGCUUCAACUAGCUACGAGCAUCGUUGGAGACGAACAUCCCGUGCCCAUCGUUGGCUGGAACAAGAAUGUCUCAGACGUGCCAGCAACAGACGUGCGACCUGAGUUGCGACAACGGGUUGCUGAAUUACACGAAAGGGAGCAUGGCAUGCCUCUCUUGCCGCACGGCUCAGGGCCCAAUUGCAGCCCGACACUACAACAGUCAUUCGUGGCUCAAGUCAACAAGGAACUGCUUUCGCUUGGUCAAAAGUUGAAAGAGAAAGAUUUCCUCAUUCUCCAACCACAGGGAUCAGAAUCUGAUGACAAAGGCUUGGCGUUUGAGGCUUGGGAUAAGGACGUUCGAAGCAGCACUGGCCUGGAUUCCACGAAGGAGGCAAUUGGUCGGCUAUAUCGCUACACCAUUCCGGAUGUCAUGCGUCGUUCCUGGCAAAGCCACAACGAAGAAUGGCUGGAUAGCGUUCUCCAAGUCGCAGUGCCUUCGGAAAUGCUUUUGUACCUUCACGUUUUUGACAAAUGUGUCAGUUGGCGCAAGAAGCUGGAACAACUUGUGCCCACCCCUAAACCUAAAGUACCACGCAAGCGCAAGUCGACCACCACCGCCAACACAGCCACUGGCUCGUCCGUGCCAGAUGCUAUCAAGGUCUCUCCCCCCGCCAGUAGCCGUCGUCGUGGCCGAGGCCAGCGAGCCUCGCUCAAAAUACACAGCGAACCAAAACCUUUGGUCUGGGUGCCAUAUGGGGAUCGUCUCAAGUGGCCAGCCAAGCUACUGGCUGAGGACACAGAGGUCCAGGCCAGUGAGGUAUCGUUUUUCGGGACUGAGGAGCGAGCUUGGAUCAAACACGACGCAGCCACUACCAUUCCAGAUCGGCCUUCGUUGGAACGUGAAAUCAAUGGUCUGGCCCCAGAGGACACAGACUUGUUGGAUGCCUAUGACGUUGUGCGCGAGUACAUCCACGAGCAUCGCAGCACUUGGGGAUACGGAGCUCGCUCGAAGAAAGGACCCCUGCAAGCAGCUGACAGGCCACAGGCGGCACAGAAAUCGGAUUCAAGCAGCGCUUCUGGUAUGUCAGCAGAAGAAGAGGAGAGUGACUUUGAGGAUGAAUUGGCACCAACAUCGCGCCUUCGUGCGAAACGUGGUCACAAAGCGUCAGCUCGGGUCGGUGGGGGACCGCAGUCGAAUGGCGGAAACCACAUUCAAUCACAGCGAGUGGCUUCUGGCAACACGGCCAGCUUUGACAUGAUCGGGUCGAGCGACUGGACGCGUGUGCGUUUGAACCUGAGACGUGACAUCAUGCUGCCCAGCUUUGUCGUACAAGCCUUUCGACAUGCCCUGUCGGUGGGCAUUUUGGCUGACCGCACACAAAUCCUGUUGCUGAACAGUCGUUUCCUGACUCCAGAACAAGUGCAGAUUGUACAGCAAUCCUACCGUUCUGUCGACACGUUACAAAGCCCUUUGGUGUAUGUUCCGCCAAGCGCUUCGGAUGCGACCGCCGCAACUACCUCCAUGGCCCGUGGCGCGGCGAGCAUGGCCCAAUUUCAAGGCACAGCGGUUGCGUCUCCACAACAAGCGCCUCGCGCACCCUCGGGCUUUGGUUCGCUGGCCUCCCAAAGUGCAUAUACCCCUACCGCCAUUCCCGCCCGAGUUGGCCCGGACAUGCCUCCGUCACAACACAAUAGUUCCUAUCCUCCCAAUGCCGCUUUUGCGCCUGCAUCAUCCUACGCGGCUCAAGCUUAUGGCGUACAGAUGCCUUACGGCCAGCAUGUCCAGUCCAGCACAUAUGCAGCGACACCCAUGCACUCGAUGCCCUCUGGGCCUUCAUUGCAGCCCAUGUCUGCCAUGGCUUCGGGAAUGGGCGUGCCACCAAUGCAUUCAAUGCACUCAAUGCACACCCCUUCGACCUCACACAUACACAUGCAGUCGCCGAUGAUGGGCACCUCAAAUAUGGGAUUGCCAGCACACUUGAUUGGAGCCUCUGGAUCCGGGGGUGGGGGCGCUUAUUCAGCUACACCCAGUCUCCAGUCUCAGUUGCCUUACAACCCCAUAUACUCGGCCCAGCAGGCUCACCAAGCCCAACAAGCCCAACAGGCUCAGCAGGCUCAACAAGCCCAACAGGCUCAACAAGCCCAACAGGCUCAACAAGCCCAACAGGCUCAACAAGCUCAACAGGCUCAACAGGCUCAACAGGCUCGUCUGGCCCUUCAAAACUACAUGACACUGGCUGCUUUAGCAAACCCUCGACCCGUCCAGCAAGGGAAUAAUCCACCUGUCGGUGGCCAAGGAGGUCAUGCCAUGCCGUUUGCCCCAGGGUCUGCUAUGGACCUUGCAAAUGCCUCCCCAGAAAUGCUCGCUGCCUUGCAUGCGCUGGCCGUGCAGCGUUCUCAAGCGCCUUGA